Octodon degus (degu) is the source of this 4035-nucleotide messenger RNA. It is a transcript of the gene Atp8b2, whose product is annotated as ATPase phospholipid transporting 8B2. Bases 1 to 3630 code for a protein of 1209 amino acids. NCBI's taxonomy places the organism in Eukaryota, Metazoa, Chordata, Mammalia, Rodentia, Octodontidae. The record is from RefSeq and is a predicted model, not a curated record. The transcript has 27 exons. Gene Ontology annotation, cellular component: plasma membrane. Gene Ontology annotation, biological process: Golgi organization; phospholipid translocation. Gene Ontology annotation, molecular function: ATPase-coupled intramembrane lipid carrier activity; ATP hydrolysis activity; ATP binding.
AUGACGGUCCCCAAGGAGAUUCCUGAGAAGUGGGCCCGGGCCGGGGCACCUCCCUCCUGGAGCCGAAAGAAGCCCUCUUGGGGGACAGAAGAAGAGAGGAGGGCGCGGGCUAAUGACCGAGAAUACAAUGAGAAAUUUCAGUAUGCGAGCAACUGCAUCAAGACCUCCAAGUACAAUAUUCUCACCUUCCUGCCUGUCAACCUGUUUGAGCAGUUCCAGGAAGUUGCCAACACCUACUUCCUGUUCCUUCUUAUUCUGCAGUUGAUCCCACAGAUCUCUUCCCUGUCCUGGUUCACCACCAUUGUGCCUUUGGUUCUGGUCCUCACCAUCACCGCUGUUAAAGAUGCCACUGAUGACUACUUCCGCCACAAGAGUGAUAACCAGGUGAAUAACCGGCAGUCUCAGGUGCUGAUCAAUGGAAUCCUCCAGCAAGAGCAGUGGAUGAAUGUCUGUGUUGGUGAUAUUAUCAAGCUUGAAAAUAACCAGUUUGUGGCGGCGGAUCUCCUGCUCCUUUCCAGCAGUGAGCCCCAUGGGCUGUGUUACAUAGAGACGGCAGAACUUGAUGGAGAGACCAACAUGAAAGUGCGCCAGGCGAUUCCUGUCACCUCGGAGCUGGGAGACAUCAGCAAGCUUGCCAAGUUUGAUGGUGAAGUGAUCUGCGAACCCCCCAAUAACAAGCUGGACAAAUUCAGCGGAACCCUCUAUUGGAAGGAAAACAAGUUCCCCCUGAGCAACCAGCACAUGCUGCUGCGGGGCUGCGUGCUUCGAAACACCGAGUGGUGCUUCGGGCUAGUCAUCUUUGCGGGUCCUGACACUAAGCUGAUGCAGAACAGCGGCAGGACGAAGUUCAAGAGAACCAGUAUUGAUCGCCUAAUGAAUACCCUGGUGCUCUGGAUUUUUGGAUUCCUGGUCUGCAUGGGAGUGAUCCUAGCCAUUGGCAACGCCAUCUGGGAGCAUGAGGUUGGGACGCGCUUCCAGGUCUACCUGCCCUGGGACGCGGCGGUGGACAGUGCCUUUUUCUCCGGUUUCCUUUCCUUCUGGUCCUACAUCAUCAUCCUCAACACCGUCGUGCCCAUCUCCCUGUAUGUCAGUGUGGAGGUCAUCCGUCUGGGCCACAGCUACUUCAUCAACUGGGACAAGAAGAUGUUCUGCAUGAAGAAGCGCACGCCCGCGGAGGCCCGCACCACCACCUUGAAUGAGGAACUGGGCCAGGUGGAGUACAUCUUCUCUGACAAGACAGGCACCCUCACCCAGAACAUCAUGGUCUUCAACAAGUGUUCCAUCAAUGGCCACAGCUACGGUGAUGUGUUUGAUGUCCUGGGACACAAAGCUGAAUUGGGGGAGAGACCUGAACCUGUUGACUUCUCCUUCAAUCCUCUGGCUGACAAGAGGUUCUUGUUUUGGGACCCCAGUCUCUUGGAGGCUGUCAAGAUGGGGGACCCACACACGCAUGAGUUCUUCCGCCUCCUUUCUCUGUGUCACACCGUUAUGUCAGAAGAAAAGAACGAAGGAGAGCUGUACUACAAAGCCCAGUCCCCAGAUGAGGGCGCCUUGGUCACUGCAGCCAGGAACUUUGGUUUUGUGUUCCGCUCUCGCACCCCCAAGACAAUCACCGUCCACGAGAUGGGCAUAGCCAUCACCUACCAGCUACUGGCCAUUCUGGACUUCAACAACAUCCGCAAGCGCAUGUCAGUCAUAGUGCGGAACCCAGAGGGGAAGAUCCGACUGUACUGCAAAGGAGCCGACACUAUCCUGCUCGACCGACUCCACCACUCCACGCAUGAGCUGCUCAGCGCCACCACGGACCACCUGAAUGAGUAUGCAGGGGAAGGGCUGAGGACCCUGGUCCUGGCCUAUAAGGAUCUAGAUGAAGAGUAUUACGAGGAAUGGGCCGAGAGACGACUGCAGGCCAGCCUGGCUCAGGACAGCCCAGAAGAUAGGCUGGCCAGCAUCUAUGAGGAGGUGGAGAGCGACAUGAUGCUGCUGGGUGCGACAGCCAUUGAGGACAAGCUUCAGCAGGGGGUUCCAGAGACCAUUGCCCUCCUCACCCUGGCCAACAUCAAGAUCUGGGUGCUAACUGGAGACAAGCAAGAGACGGCUGUGAACAUUGGCUACUCCUGCAAGAUGCUGACGGACGACAUGACCGAGGUGUUCGUAGUCACUGGCCACACGGUCCUGGAGGUGCGAGAAGAACUCAGGAAAGCCCGGGAAAAGAUGAUGGACUCCUCCUGUGCUGUGGGCAACGGCUUCUCCUACCAGGAGAAACUGUCUUCUUCCAAGCUGGCUUCUGUCCUGGAGGCUGUGGCUGGGGAGUAUGCCCUCGUCAUCAAUGGUCACAGCCUGGCCCAUGCGUUGGAGGCAGACAUGGAGCUGGAGUUUCUGGAAACAGCCUGUGCCUGCAAAGCUGUCAUCUGCUGUCGGGUGACACCCUUGCAAAAGGCGCAGGUGGUGGAGCUGGUGAAGAAGUACAAGAAGGCUGUGACACUUGCCAUUGGGGAUGGAGCCAAUGAUGUCAGCAUGAUCAAAACGGCUCACAUUGGUGUGGGCAUCAGCGGGCAGGAGGGGAUCCAGGCUGUCCUGGCCUCCGAUUACUCCUUCUCUCAGUUCAAGUUCCUGCAGCGCCUCCUGCUGGUGCAUGGGCGCUGGUCCUACCUGCGCAUGUGCAAGUUCCUCUGCUAUUUCUUCUACAAGAACUUCGCCUUCACUAUGGUCCACUUCUGGUUUGGCUUCUUCUGCGGCUUCUCAGCCCAGACUGUGUACGACCAGUAUUUUAUCACCCUCUAUAACAUUGUAUACACCUCCCUUCCAGUCCUGGCUAUGGGGGUCUUUGAUCAGGAUGUCCCCGAGCAGCGGAGCAUGGAGUACCCAAAGCUAUAUGAGCCAGGCCAGCUGAACCUCCUCUUCAACAAGCGGGAGUUCUUCAUUUGCAUCGCCCAGGGCAUCUAUACAUCUGUACUCAUGUUCUUCAUCCCUUACGGGGUGUUUGCGGAGGCCACUCGGGAUGAUGGCACCCAGCUGGCCGACUAUCAGUCCUUUGCGGUCACUGUGGCCACGUCACUGGUCAUUGUGGUCAGCGUGCAGAUCGGGCUAGAUACAGGCUACUGGACGGCCAUCAACCACUUCUUCAUCUGGGGCAGCCUUGCAGUUUACUUUGCCAUCCUCUUUACCAUGCACAGCAACGGGCUCUUUGACAUGUUUCCGAACCAGUUCCGGUUUGUAGGGAAUGCCCAGAACACGCUGGCCCAGCCCACAGUGUGGCUCACCAUUGUCCUCACCACGGUCGUCUGCAUCAUGCCUGUGGUUGCCUUCCGGUUCCUCAGGCUCAACCUGAAGCCAGAUCUCUCUGACACGGUCCGCUACACCCAGUUGGUGAGGAAGAAGCAGAAAGCUCAGCACCGAUGUAUGCGCCGGGUGGGCCGCACGGGGUCCCGGCGCUCGGGCUAUGCCUUCUCCCAUCAGGAAGGCUUUGGGGAGCUCAUUAUGUCCGGCAAGAACAUGCGACUCAGCUCCCUGGCACUCUCCAGCUUCACCACACGCUCCAGCUCCAGCUGGAUCGAGAGCCUGCGCAGGAAAAAGAGUGACAGUGCCAGCAGUCCUGGCGGGGGAGCUGAGAAGCCCCUGAAGGGGUGAAGACCCGGACUGGGAUGCCCUGUGGUGGUGGCGCAGCGUACAGGCUGUUGGGCCCCAAGGGACAGCUCUGAGAACUACUGUCCUCAUUGCUUGCCUGCCCUGCCUUCAGGGAAGCUCUGGCCCUGCUGGCCCUGCCCAAGUGGGGGUGGGGGUGGCCUAGGCAGGGCAGGGGCUCAGGUGUGGGGAUGAAGCCCCGUGGGGACCAGCUGUGGAACUACAGAUGAGGAAAACUGUGAGAGAUUGCGUCUGCCCCUGCCUUGCCGGGGAGCCCACAGGGAGACUCUAAUCUCAUUUUUUUACUCCCAUUCCCCAGUGGGGCCCUUCAGCCCCUGUUCCUGAAUUACACAAGAAUGUAACAUGCCGGGAAGCCAGAGACCUGCUGGGGCCUCUGGGCCCCUCACGUUG